GUUUUGUGUACACACGGAAAACAGGCUUGCCAGAGGAAAAACGGAAGCAGUCAGGCAUUCACUUGGUAACGGUUGUAGCCGAUAAUAAUUUAUUCCCAGGUUCCGAUUUUUACAUUUCUCUCUGUUUGGCGAUGUUGUUCAGUCACUGAAAGGUUUAGCACAGAAGAAAGAAAUGGAAGAGAUAAAGACCGAGCCUGUGGAUUUUGUGAAGGAAUUUCAAGAAUACCUGACACAGCAAACCCAGCAUGUAAACAUGAUCUCAGGCUCUGUUUGUGGGGAGAAAGAGUCAGCGGAGCCGUUUCAAGCCGCUGCACUCAGGAGUGAGCAGAAUGGUCUGGACCCACCGUCUGUGGAGGUGAGCCUGUCAAUGGAAGACGGGUCAGACGUUCAGAUGGAUGGCUUGGAGAGGACUUGCGAUGGGAAGUACAAGUGCAGCUACUGUAGCUAUGCCAACAAGGGCAUGGCUCGCUUAAUAGAGCACAUCCGCAUCCACACAGGAGAAAAGCCUCACCGCUGCCAGCUAUGCCCAUUUGCCUCUGCGUACGAACGCCACUUGGAAGCCCACAUGCGCUCACACACGGGAGAGAAGCCGUACAAGUGCGACCUCUGUGCCUUCCGCUGCAGCGACCGCAGCAACCUGUCACACCACCGCCGCCGCCGCCACAAGCUUCUGCCCACAAGGGUCGUUCGCUCUCCUUUCACCAACAAAAGGAUGUUGAGCGCCUUGCAGAAGAGGACGGGCUCGCUGGGCUUCGGCCGGCGGCUGCUCAUCAAUUUCAGCCCUCCCUCCAUGGUGAUGCAAAGUCAGGAUUAUCUGAGUGACUUGUCUCACAAGAUCCAUCACCAUUUGAACAGCAGUGAGUAUAAGAACCCUCCCAAGGUGGAUGAGAAUGACAGUCGCAACAGGGGUGCUAAUGGUUUGACGUUUAAUAACCCACUGGACCAGCUGUCUACACUUGCUGGCCAAUUGGCUGACCUUCACCCUGAGUCUCAGACUCCCGCAUCCCCAGAAACGGAGUCCUUAAAAGACGAGAAGCCCAUCCUCAUACACCAGGUGUCUAGUGAACAGGUUGCAGUGUGUUCAAACGGAGUGCAGACGUCACCACCCACGAAAGAAUCUCCCACCUCAGGCCACAGGAGCUGCAGUCCUGCUGCCUGCCUCGGUUUUGAGAACAACAUGAAUGCUCUUACUGCGAGCGUUAACAACAACAGCCAGCCGAGCACGCCCGGUCCUAGCCUGACUGCACCGGACCAGCAGCAGUUACAUAAAUGCCAGCACUGUGAUAUUCACUUUUCCGACAAUAUCCUCUACACCAUUCACAUGGGCUGUCAUGGCUAUGAACAUCCUUUCCAGUGCAACAUCUGUGGACACAUGUGCAUAGACAAAUACGACUUUGCGUGCCAUUUUGCCCGUGGCCAACAUAAAAAGUGAUUCCUUGCAACAUGCCGCACUUGUACAGCAUGUAAACAUGGUGACACUGAUUUUUAUUUUUGUUAUGUACAGUGUACUAUCUACCUUACACUCAUUAACUGCGCUAUAUUUUUGCCUCACUGCAGUUCUACGCAGUCCCCCAGCUCGGUUCCACGUUGCUCUCAGCUUUGAGCUUUUCACAUUUGAAUAGACAAACCACUUGCAGCACAGAAUAGUUAGCAUCUUACAGUCAGUGUUAGCUAAAUCCCUCUGACCACUGUCAUUCUAUGCUAGUACAGCCUCCAAUGUUUGGAAUAACAUUGUGAUUUGGGGACUUGACAAUGGGUCACCAUGCUUUCACUCAGCUCUUACAUAGGCAGCUAUAUAUGAGACAUUUAAAAUAAAAGACUAAUUAACAGUAUUUAAAAAUGAACAUUUCAGGCCUUCACCAGCUCGGUAUCCACUGCAGGGCUAUUAAACUUCAAAACAAAUGUCAUUUUGUCCACCGUCUGUAUAUUUGGUUGUGAGGCUAAUUAUACACCAAAGUUUCCAUCUCCAUUAAAUUAGCUGGGCACAUUUGCUGUGAGAAACUGAAGUGGGAGAGACUGACCACCUAAUUGGCUCAUUUUCUGUACAAAACUGAAAUUUGUGUCCAGCUGGACUCAUUAUAAUCCUGCUUGCUGUUCAGAUAUGUAUUUAUACCUCACUCCAUAGACUGUAGAAGGUGUCCAACCAAAUCAAUAUUUUAGAUAUUGUUUUUCCCUUGUUUGAAAAAAAAAAAUUAUACCCUUGAACCCCUUUUCUACAAAUAUUUAUAAAGUGUGUUGAGUAAUUUUGUGGUACAAAAUCAGAUUUCACUGUAGCCACUUCUUAUUUGUGUAGUAGCUGAUGUUGAGGCACUGUUAAGAUCCAGGGUAACCCUGUGACUCCUAAGAUGUAAUGUGAAGUAAUGUUACUUUUUUACUUCUAGUAGUAGUUUUUGAUUUUGUAGAAAUCUUGGUCCAAAGUAAAUUUCAUUUGGUUUACUCGUUUGUAUGCGAUUAUCUUAUCAUGGACAGAAGAUGGGAAUUUUGAGAUUACUGGGCUCUUUAAUCUUAAGUAUAUCACAUGUAUCCUGACAGACAGGUAAAAUGUUAGCUGAUCAACAUUUUAUACCAUACUUGCAGAAACCAUGUACUUGUCUACUACACAGUUGCUUAUUUUGAGUUUGAAGUGGAUUUUGAGGAAAGUUUGGGCUUUAAAAAAGUUUUUAUUUCUAAAUAAAAUAAUGAAAAGAUAGA
Lates calcarifer (barramundi perch) is the source of this 2691-nucleotide messenger RNA. RefSeq names its product zinc finger protein Pegasus. Gene Ontology annotation, molecular function: RNA polymerase II cis-regulatory region sequence-specific DNA binding; DNA-binding transcription factor activity. Gene Ontology annotation, biological process: regulation of transcription by RNA polymerase II. Lineage: Eukaryota; Metazoa; Chordata; Actinopteri; Centropomidae. The record is from RefSeq and is a predicted model, not a curated record.